This is a messenger RNA of Ceratotherium simum simum (southern white rhinoceros), 980 nucleotides long. RefSeq names its product olfactory receptor 1P1-like. Gene Ontology annotation, biological process: G protein-coupled receptor signaling pathway. The record is from RefSeq and is a predicted model, not a curated record. Gene Ontology annotation, molecular function: G protein-coupled receptor activity; olfactory receptor activity. NCBI's taxonomy places the organism in Eukaryota, Metazoa, Chordata, Mammalia, Perissodactyla, Rhinocerotidae. Gene Ontology annotation, cellular component: membrane.
GGAGGGAACCAGACCAGCCCCUCCUCUGGGGCCUCUCAGAGCAGCCAGAGCAGCAGCACAUCCUCUUCCUGCUGUUCCUGUGGAUGUACGUGGUCACUGUAGCUGGGAACCUGCUCAUCAUCCUGGCCAUUGGUACCGACAUGCGUCUCCACAUGCCCAUGUAUUUCUUCCUUGCCAGCCUGUCCUGUGCAGACAUCCUUUUCAUCUCCACCACAGUGCCCAAGGCCCUGGUGAACAUCCAGACCCAGAGCAGGUCCAUUUCCUAUGCAGGAUGCCUGGCUCAGCUCUACUUCUUCUUGACUUUUGGGGACAUGGACAUCUUUCUCCUGGCCACAAUGGCCUAUGACCGGUAUGUGGCCAUCUGCCACCCUCUCCACUACACAAUGGUCAUCAGCCGCUGCUGCUGCAUCCUCCUGGUCACUGCCUGCUGGACCCUUACGAAUCUUGUUGCCAUGACCCACACCUUCCUCGUAUUCCGACUUUCCUUUUGCUCUAAAAAGGUCAUUCCUAACUUCUUCUGUGAUCUAGAACCCCUGAUGAAAGUGUCUUGCUCUGACACUCAGGUCAAUGAGCUUGUGCUCCUCUUCUUGGGGGGAGCAGUCGUUUUAAUCCCCUUUACGUUCAUCCUGGUCUCUUACGUUUGCAUUGUUUCAGCCAUCCUCAGGGUCCCCUCUGCCCAGGGAAGGCGCAAGGCUUCCUCUACCUGUGGGUCCCACCUUGCUGUGGUUGCCCUAUUCUUUGGGACAGUGAUCAGGGCUUAUUUGUGCCCCUCAUCCUCUUCCUCCAACUCCGUAGAAGAGGAUACAGCAGCUGCUGUCAUGUACACAGUGGUGACACCCCUGCUGAAUCCUUUCAUUUACAGCCUGCGGAACAAGGACAUGAAGGGUGCCCUGGGGAGACUUCUCAGGGGCAAAGUCUCCUUCUCAUGGGGCCAGUGCCUUCUGCAGAGAAACUGCGAGUGUCCUUGUUCCCUCCAAUGA